GGCGUGCGCGUGAGCGUGAGCGAGGCCGGUGAGGCGGCGGCGCGGUGUGCGCGGCUGUGGCUGAGCUGACCGGUGAGCGGGGCUAGGCGGGCCGGGCGGGUGUGACGUGUCCUGAGGGAGAACGUCGGAGAUGGGAUGGUUAACGAUCUGUUUGGGGAACAGCCGCUCGGAGCCGUGCAUGGGUCGCUGCUCGUGGUUAUCUAAUUGGCUGGCUGCGGUUCCCGGGCGCCUUCUGAAGGAAGCUACGUCUCUCAGCCUUUCGGUUCCUGUUAAAGUUGACGCUGUGGUGUCACGGAGGUGUCUGCCGCAGCUCUGAUCUGGGCUCUCUAGGUGUUGCAUCCUGCCAGAUGCCGUUGCAGGGUGCUAUGGUCCCUCAUCCUGACAGAAAGGAGUCUCACUUUCACUUUUCCUGCCUGUGACUUGGGCAUUGCCUCCAACUGGAACUAAGGUGUGCUUGACGCUGGAUAGCAAAAGUAGGUAGGGCUUAUCCUGGCUGCUGGAUUGCUGUCUUUCCAGUGGAUGAGCACCUUCAAGGUGUCUGACCUUGUGAUGGAAGACAGUGGUAAUGAAACACAAGCACGCAAGCUGCUGGUAUUCCACACGUGUUAGUCACUAAGGUCCUGCUGUCAUGAACUUAAAUCUUGCAGAGCAGGCGGCACAUGAGUGAUUUAAGGGUGAGAUUUUUCAUCAGCUGGCAGCCCAGGAAUUAAACUCUCCCCUCAAUGGAGGAGGAGAAAUAGUUGAUCUUCCUUCCCAGCAGGUGCUGGCAGAGAGGGCAUGUGUGCUGUGCCCCAGCGCAAAGAUCCUCAAGCAGAACCAAGUACGCGCGACGGGGUGGAAAGCUCUGCUUGAGUCCUGUCUGGUUGCUUGGUGUGCUGUGUGUGUUGUCUUGGCUGCUAAGGAGCCCACAAACGGAGAGGAGGAGCUUAGACAAUUGAAGCUUGAAGUCAGGGGAAUCUUGCAUUCUCUAGUAAUCUGAGGUUCUUAGUGGAACUAGUAUUUCUUGGGUGAAAGUGUAAAUGUCUCUGAGGGCCACUCCUGUCAGCUGUGAUACCUCUGGGAUUAUGCUCUGUUGGAGCCUCAAGGGUUGAGUUUAAAGAAACUUCUGUUUUAUCCUGAACUAGUUAUUUUAAGAAUCACGGGUUUGUUUGAUGCUUACUGAAGGUGAUGUGGUACACACAGCAGAAGAGCUUGUAAUGCAGCAGCUUGUGCUCAGGGACAGAAAUUGCAUCCCUGGGGGUUUUGCUACCUUGCUGUGUGUCUGAGAUAGGGUUCUUCUCCUCUUAGAGGACAUGAUGGGUCAAAUGAUCUGUUCAGAAGUUGAAGCAGGUAGGCAACAAGCAAGGAAUAACGACAGCUACUGUUCGUAUCUUGCUUAGAAAGUGUUCCAUACACUAUCCUCAUGCAUGCUAGGAAAAUACAUCAUUGAGUUUUAAACAGUUCUUGGUAGGCAAGAGUUAAGUAAGCUAAAUCUGAAUAGCUUGACCUUGGCAGCUGCAAAUACAGCUUUCAUAAGUGUUUGAGGUGGAUGAAUGUGGAGCCUCGGUCCCCAGCUGUUAGGGAGCACCUGGCUGUUACAGAAACCUGGAACACUUGAAGAGGGAAGAUUGUAUUAAUACAGUUUGGAGUCACAUGACUGUAGAAUAUACUUUCUUUGGAGAAGAAAAACCUUAACAUGGCGAGCAAAGGAAGUAAUACAGACUGCAUGUCAUGCAGUGUGCUGAACUGGGAGCAGGUCAGCCGCCUGCAUGAAGUUCUUACAGAGGUGGUUCCAAUCCAUGGACGGGGUAACUUCCCAACGCUGAAGAUAACUCUGAAGGACAUAGUUCAGACCGUUCGGAGUAGGCUGAAUGAAGCAGGCAUUGCAGUACAUGAUGUCCGUCUGAACGGCUCUGCUGCUGGCCAUGUCCUGGUCAAAGAUAAUGGUCUGGGCUGCAAAGACUUAGAUCUCAUUUUUCAAGUUUCUCUUCCAAGUGAGGCAGAGUUUCAGUUGGUUCGAGAUGUGGUGUUGCGUUCCCUCUUGAAUUUCUUACCAGAAGGAGUAAGCAAACUGAAAAUCAGUCCAGUAACACUGAAGGAAGCCUACAUCCAGAAGCUAGUUAAAGUGUCCACGGAGUCUGAUCGUUGGAGUUUGAUAUCACUUUCCAAUAAACAUGGCAGGAAUGUGGAGCUGAAGUUUGUAGACUGCAUAAGACGCCAGUUUGAGUUCAGUGUAGACUCUUUCCAAAUCAUACUGGAUUCCCUGCUGUUUUACUAUGACUACUCAGAAAACCCCAUGUCAGAGCACUUCCAUCCAACUGUGAUUGGGGAGAGUAUGUACGGAGACUUUGAAGCAGCUUUUGAUCACCUCCAGAACAAGCUGAUAGCUACCAAAAAUCCUGAAGAGAUCCGAGGUGGUGGGCUUCUGAAAUAUAGUAACCUCUUAGUGCGAGACUUCCGGCCCAUGGAUAAAGAUGAGAUCAAAACAUUAGAGCGCUACAUGUGCUCCCGAUUCUUCAUAGACUUCCCAGACAUCCUGGAUCAGCAGCGCAAACUAGAGACCUACCUCCAGAACCACUUCUCCAAAGAAGAGAGGAGCAAAUAUGACUACCUCAUGAUUCUGCGCAGGGUGGUGAAUGAGAGCACUGUGUGUCUCAUGGGACAUGAGCGAAGACAGACUCUCAACUUGAUUUCUCUGCUGGCGCUCAAAGUGCUGGCAGAACAGAACAUCAUCCCUAACGCCACUACUGUUACCUGUUACUACCAGCCAGCACCUUAUGUUAGUGAUGUAAACUUCAGCAAUUACUAUCUUGCAAAUCCUCCGGUGCCAUAUAGCCAGUCCUACCCCACUUGGUUGCCUUGCAAUUGAUUGCUUCACUUGAGUGCUCUUCAGCAGAGGCUUCUAAAAGCUGAGUGUACAUAGACAAGUAAUGGACAUUUGUAGGUCUUCUAAUAAGACUGUUGGACUAAUUACUUCCUGGCAUGCAGUAGGAAUAUGCAACCAGGCAACCUGUAAAGAACCUUUUCAGUUUAUCUCUACAAAUGCCGAGAAGCCUUAUUACCUCUUCAAUGGGAGAAGAGAACCAGCAACCAAAGAUCAGAAGAAUAGUUACAGGACUAGGUACUUGUCUUGGAAGUGGCUAUUAACUUGUCAUCUAAGUGGAGUAUUCAGUAAACUGUGUUAGUUAAUAGAACUAAGACUGGGAAAUAUAUUGUGCAGAGCAGAAGCUGAUUUAAAACCAAAACUUUGUAUUGACAAACCUCAUUACUUUAUACUUCUUCAGUUCAGAUUCUGGCCAGCUUUCUGUUGAAUUCUUGUGUAAGAGUGGUCUUGUCAUGCUUGGGCUGCUUCUACUUUUGGCUGUGUGGAACUGGUAACUGUGUGGAAAAUGUCCCUCUUGCAGAGGGCCUAAUGGCUGUUUCCUUUAGUGCAUGGGCAUAUGUGGUCCUGCCUCAAGUUCAAGGUUUCUUGGAAGUUGGAGAUGGAUUAAUGAGCCUGUCUCUAAAAGCAUGAGUUGCCUAGAUUUCUCUGGAGUAUGAGAAUUUGGAAGUUGGCUUCUCUAAGCAUGCAGCAGAACAUGAUCUAAACUUACUAAUAUAAAGUCCUUGAAAUGAGGAAAUAAAGCCUUAAAUAGAAUUGGAACCACUGCUUGAAUAGGAUGGGAAGAGUACUAUUAAGUAGAGGCUCAAGAUAAAGCCUUUUCGACUACAUCUUUCUAAACAGCUAUUGGCACAGCUGGGAAAUAGUGCAGCUCUUACACCAAAGUUUUAAGUUUCUUCCUUGUGGGUCCACAGCAAGCAAAAAUCCACUAACUUGUAGGCUGACGUGCACUCCUGUCAGUAUGAAUUUCUAAAGCACCUCCUUGUUUUUCUUGUACAAAUUCAGGCAGGUCCUGCAGGCUUGCCUUUGCCUCCACCUAAGGGUCAAGCCUGUUGGUUUAUCAUUAUCUCUUGGUCAUUGUGUAAUGUGGUCUUUUGGGAGGUUAAAUUCUUGGUCUAUUGUGGUCUUAAACUUCACUUGAUGAGGUGUAUAAACCUUAAUCAGAGCUCUCCACAGAGGCUGUAUAUGGUGAAAGUCUGUCCCUAGUUUCAGAAUAACCUCUGAAAGAGUAUCUACUUGCUUGGAGGUGUAGGGGGCUGAACUGCACAUGCUGAACUUUCUGCUUUGACACUUCUGUGCUUUAUAAGGAUGGUUCUGUAUAUAGCAGUACUGGAAACUGGCUGGUAAUACCUUGACUGGCAACUUUCACUCAAUUGCAAUAGUAAAAAUUCAUACUGUAAAUGAUUUUGUUUUCUUUGCUUAAACAGAAAAGUAGACUAGAAAGGCAAAAAUUAGCUCUGUUUAAUGUGUACUGGUGCAAUGUUUAAGGAUGCUUAAUUGCUAACUCUUAUGUCUUCUUGCUGCCUCCCUGAGUGUAUGAGACCAAAGCGCUGGAUCAAACAAAUGAUUUAAGUGUAGAAAGAAAAGCAGAUGAAAUAAAACUAUAUGGUUGUUGUUAGAUGUGAAGAACAAUAGCAGAGCUGCAUUUACUUGGCAGUGGAAGAACUGCCUGUUCUUGGUAGGACCAAAGGCUUCUUGUUAUGUUACAAGCUCUCUCACUUUUUUGUAACUAAUGCAUGAAGGCCACCUUGGUAUAGCAGCAAGGCUACUUUUAUUUUGUUCAGGCUUCACUUAGCUUGGGAAAGCAGGGAGGGAUAGGAUUGUGAAAGCAGGCUGCAGCCAGGCAUGCUUUAUGUUAAUAUCUUGCACAGUCUUGUAAGCAUCUUCAGUAGCAAACCUUUUUUUUAUUAUUAUUAAAGACUCUUGAAUAGUCAGAGUUCUUAAGGAUGAGUUUACUUUCAAAUUUUUCUAGGAAUUGUGGCUUGGACUUGAUGCAAUUUACAGGCAAGGCACUUCUCACCUAGAGUACUGACUAUCUGGGAGGCUUUUCUUAAAACUGAUGUGAUGUUGGUGUUGUCAUGUGUGUCAAAUGUAAUGCAAGCUUACUGAUGGGAUGAGUAACUCCUGCAUGCGGAGCAAUACUUGGCCUAUUACAGGGUAUCACUAGAAGGAAGUCCUUUUGUUUAAGAACUUGUAAUUGCUUUCAUCCCUUAAAUAGCUUCAGUUGACUUUUAAAAAAAGCUAUGUCUGUUCCAGAAGUAAACCAAAACCAUUGCCUAGAGGGACAAGUUUGAUUUGCACAUCAGCUUAGACUUGAGUCCUGUGGGAUCUCAUAGCUGAACUUUAGGAACUGUGUGUACCAGCUCAUGCAGAAGAAGUAGUCAAUACUCAAGAGGAGUCCUUACAAUUUUGAAGCAAAUCGUUUUUCCUUGCUAGCCUUUGAAUGCCUUGGCUACUGAGUGUCAGGCCAAAUGCAUCUACUGGGAAAAGAAGUGCUAGAAUAAAGCUCUGUGUUCCUACUGAGACAGAGCUGUGGACACCCAACUUCCUGCAAUAAAUAUUUGUGCUCUUGUUGAUGUAACUCGUUGCUGAGGCCUCUAAGGAAGCUUUAUGUAGAAUGCCUGCUCUCUGAACAGCUGACUCCCUUGGUUUAAGCUUUGCAGGACUACUGGGUCUUAAAUUGUUCUGGCAUAUUAAAUUACUAAUGCUGUUCACCCUGGAUGUUAAGUUCUUGAGUAGUUAAUAAGCAACUUCAGGCUACAAUUUACCUACUGUAUUAGCACUAAAUAGAAGAAACAACGUUACUGGGACAGUGUUCUGUCUCUUUGCCUUCAAAUAAUCGUAGUUUGGCAGUUUAGGCAGAGCUGAAAUGCUGAAUAGAUUUGUCAAGGUGCUGCCUGCAGUCUACCCCUUUCUGAUUUCAAAUUGUUUUGGCAGCCUGAUGUCCCAGGUGGCAGCAGCUCAGUCUGGUGUGUGCUAGCUGGUUUGCGAUCAGGUUUACAAGGAUCCUGCAGCUGGGAGUAAUAUGAGAAUGAGUGCUAAGGUAAUGACCCACGGCCAAGUUCAGGCUGCCUGCUUGAUUCAGUCUCCCUGUAGUGCUAAGUGCAAACCUCUUGUAUGCUUGCUUCUGUAUCAAGUAGAAGUUUGAGAGCAGCUGCUAAACUUCAGGCUGUUACCCUAAUGCAUUCUUUCCAGGCAGUAGCAUUAUAGCAGAACUGCAGAAAUACUGGACUGCAAGACUUGUAUCAGCACAUCAUUCCUGAGGACUAGGCUUCUAGGAAGCUAGACUAGUUUACAAUAGCAAUUUUCUUCCUGUAGCUUAAACUCUGCAGGGCUAAGCCAGUCUGAAGCUAAGCAUCUGUGAAAUUUGUCACCAAGUUCCCUUUAACUUACAGUUUAUUGGUAUUACUUCCUCAUUGUAAGAGAUUAAAUCUUUUUUUUUAUUUGAUGAAGAUGCUACUAAAGAAACCUACUAGUAAAAUGUGUUUUAGUCGCUUUCAAGAAAUCCCUGUGCUAACCACCAUAAUUCUGAACAGUGACAAGGUAAAGCAUACCUUGUGCUCCCUCAGCUCAAGAUGUAAGUUGCUGUGUUUGUCUUCAGCUUGUUCACUGUGCCACUAAGCUGGAGAUUGCUUCUGAGUAACCGUUGCUCACAAUCUUUUGUUUUAACAUGAGUAGUCUGUCUACAGAGCAGAAGGUUUAUACCAGGUCUCAAUUAGAGCUUUAAGUAUUUGAACUAUAGAUAUCCAUAUUUGUGGACUGAGUUAUGGGGUUAAGCAUAUGGUAUGUUUUGUGCCUAGAUGUCAUGGGAUUCUGAUAGUUAGAAUAACUACUGAUUUUUGGUAGUGAUCUCUGCUUGUCACUACAUGAGAAGUCCAAGUCAUUUUCUAAGAGGCUUUCUCCAAACAAGUUACUUCAGUUUUAAACUGCUGGCGUGCUGAUAGUGCUUUAAUGAGAGGUGUAAAAAAACUAAUUGAAUUGGGUGCCGUAGUUGUUAGACACAGGAAUAAGCAAUAAGCCGGUCACUGUUAGUAGCAAAUGUGUGAUUCGGGCAUCGGGAGCCAAAUGGAUGGUAAUACUUCUAGCCUUUGCAUCUAAGUCUUGCUCAAACCAUUACUGUCAACUGUUAAAUAUGGUGAACUGUAUUUCAUAUGGGCUAUUUAAUUUCAGUGGAACUUGUUCCGAGGUGGAUUGUUGGGCUAUAGUUGUAGAAGCUUUGGGAGUGGUUGGGAUGCUCCAGCUUUUCUUCUUCACCAGAAGAGGAGGCCACUCACUGAAGUGUUUGCAUUGGGCUUGUCUCUCUUUCUGGUUAGAACUGCACUUUUUGUUGAAAUCUAAAUUUUUUUUUCCUGUUUAUUUUUUUUUAAUUUUACUAUUAGAAGUCAGCUCUUGGAAAAUCUAUCUUGUACCUGUUUUGGAAAAGUGACUUUUUUUUCUUUAAGCUGGCAGAACAAGAUACUAGAAAGAUUUCAAUUUGUGAUGAGCCCAAAUGUGAGAUUAGUUACAGUGACUACCUACUGUCCUGCACUGUGGUGUUCACUUGUCACCCUUGGAAACUGGGUUUUGGAGCUUAAUGAUUCUGAAAUACUUGUACAAAUAAACUUAUGCGAAACAC
Gallus gallus (chicken) is the source of this 7475-nucleotide messenger RNA. It is a transcript of the gene FAM46C, whose product is annotated as family with sequence similarity 46 member C. Gene Ontology annotation, biological process: mRNA stabilization. NCBI's taxonomy places the organism in Eukaryota, Metazoa, Chordata, Aves, Galliformes, Phasianidae. Gene Ontology annotation, molecular function: poly(A) RNA polymerase activity; RNA binding. The record is from RefSeq and is a predicted model, not a curated record. The coding region runs from base 1676 to 2848 and encodes 390 amino acids. The transcript is spliced from 2 exons.